CCUAAUCAAACUACAUCACCUUUAUUAUUAUUAUUAUUAUUAUUAUUAUUUUGGUUUUAUUCAAGAAGACAAGGACCUUUUUCCUUUUCUUCAAUUGCUUGCUCUUCUCUCAGUGGACUCCGGAGAUCAAUAUCAAAAUGGGUCGUCCAAAAUCGAAGGUUCAGCUCAAUUUCAUCUCAAACCCGAGCAAUCGAAACAAUACAUAUCGAAAAAGAAAGGAAGCAUUGAAGAAAAAAGCCUACGAGCUUUCGACUCUCUGUCAAGUCCCGCUCUUGACAACAAUCAUCAAUCCCAGCACCGGAGACGUCGAUUUCUGGCCUGGCGACAGUCAACAAGCCCAUGACAUAAUCUCAAGCUACCAGAGCCUCAGCGCAGAUAUCACAGACAACAAGAACACGCUUGACGUAAAAAGCUUUCUGAAGGAGCAAAUCAACAAGAUGAUGUCUGAAAAGUUUCGACAGUUGGAUAGUAAGAUUGAGGUGGUUAAUGAGAGGAUCCAGUUGCUCCAGAAUGGAAAUUUAGAACACGAGAAGCCUCUAUUGAGUUAUCCUUCGACGCAGUCUGUGUUGAAUUCUUUCGGAUUCAACACCCCGACCCCUUCUUGUGGGGCGUUUGGUGAUGAAGUUUUGAGGGGAAAUGCCGGUGGAGGGGCUAAUCGUAAUAUGUCUAACGGUUUUGGUCCAAGUUUUCGGGGGCCAUCGAGUUGUGGGUUAACGAAAGGCGCAUCAACGAGCAGUGUUGGUUUUGAUAGUAGGAUUAAGUCAGUCACUGAGAGGAUGCAAAUGCUUCAGCACGCGAGUACUGAACAGGAGAAGACUGGGUUUGGGCAGGAGUCGAUGGAUGAUGGCAAUGAUGGUGCUGGGUUCAAUUAUCCUCAAAUGGAUUCUGAGUUGAAUUCCUUCGGAUUGAAUCCGCCAAGUUAUUCUUCUGGGAUGUUUGGCAAUGAGGCAUUGAUCGGAAACGGCUAUGGAGGGGCUUAUUACAGUAAUUUUGAUGCUUAUGGUUCUAAUUUUCUCACACCAUUGAGCUCUGGUUUGAUUAGCGGUGCAUCAACGAGCAGUCUUGGUUUUGAUAGCAAGUUUAAGGCAGUCAGUGAGAGGAUUCAAUUGCUUCAGAAUGGGAGUUUUGAACAGGAGAUUGUUGGGUUUUUGCAAGAGUUCAUGGGAAAUGAUGAUGACAGUACUGGGUUCAAGUAUCCUCAGAUGGAUUCUGCGCCGAAUUCUCUUGGACCAAAUCCACCAGUGCACUCUUCUGGGGUGCUCGGUAAUGACAUUUUGAUGGGAAAUGGCGAUGGAGGGUCUCAUUGUAACAGCUUUUACGAUUUUGAUCCAAGUUUUCAGGCAUCGUGGAGCAGUGGCUUGAUGAAUGGUUCCUCGACGAGCAGUGUUGGUUUCGAUGGUUGGGAGAUGUCGAAGGAAGAAUCAUGGCAGGAGAUGGGAUAUAGCUUUGGUUGCUAAAGUUAUAUUUUUAGCAUUAUUAAGUUACAUUCAGCUGUAUGCCCGCAGCAAUUUUGUGCCGUGUUGUUAGAUUAUUGCCUAUUGGCAUGGUUUGCCGUUGUGUUCAGCUGCUAGGCUUGCAGCAAUUUUGUACAGUAUAGUUUCGUUAGGUUAUUGGUACGGAUGACUACUGUAUUCAGCUGGUAGGCAUACCACAAUUUUGUACGUGAGGACUGGAUAAUUUAUGUA
Molecule: messenger RNA, 1685 nt
Organism: Asparagus officinalis (garden asparagus)
Lineage: Eukaryota; Viridiplantae; Streptophyta; Magnoliopsida; Asparagales; Asparagaceae
Exons: 2
Coding region: 138-1457 (439 amino acids)
Biological process (GO): regulation of transcription by RNA polymerase II
Molecular function (GO): RNA polymerase II cis-regulatory region sequence-specific DNA binding; protein dimerization activity; DNA-binding transcription factor activity, RNA polymerase II-specific
Source: RefSeq, a predicted model, not a curated record